GUUUCGUUCAUCUUCUCCAAUUUUCUUUCUCUAAAUUAUGUAACAGAUAUUAUAGGAUCAAUAAAAACAAAAAGGUUGAUGCAAAUAGUCUUUUAGUUAAUAGGUUUUGGAAUACUUACAAGUCUUUGUUACGCUAAUUAGAUUACAAAUAGUCUGCUCAUUGCUUAUUAUGUAUUUCUUCCUUUGACGUGGUUAAGAGUUUUGUCAUCGAGCUUGUUUUUUGUUUCAUAGAUUUUUAAAGAAAACCAAACUAAAUCUAAACCAAACCGAACUAAACUGAACCAAACUAAACCCAAACCGAACCCAAAUCAAAGCUACUGUGGUUUUAAUUGGGUUGAGUUUUAUAAAACCCAAAUUAACCAAACCAAACCGAACCCAAACCGAACCCGAAACUAAACCGAUAUGCCCACCCCUAGUUUUCGCAACAAGUAAAAUCGAAAAAAUUAAUACAUGAUCCAGUAAUCCAAUAUUUUAAAAUUAAAAAAAAAAAACUAUAAGAAUCGUGGGGACUUCGAAUCCAAGAUUCUGAUUCAGAUUUGUGAUCCAUUUUUAAAGAAAUAAAAAUGAUUAGCAUUUGCAUCUUCAUUAUCUCCACGAUUAGAAAAGCCAAACGAAAAGGAAAAUUAAAAUUAAUUUUUAGAUUUUCGUUAUCACCGUAUAUGAUCACAAAGCACUGUCACUGACAUAAACACCAAGUUUCUUACCAGUUUCCAGAGAAUCAAUACCAAAGAACAAAAACACACAACUUGUUUCUUAAACUAUAAGCAAGAUAAAAUCAUAUCAAAUCAUUUCUUGAUACACCGUUAUCCUAUAUGUCCAUAUAUAAAUAGAAAACAUAAUGUUACAAUCAUUAUAAAAUCUUCAUACAUUCAUACUCUAAGUCUUUUCGAUUUGUCAAUACUCAAUAGUCUCUUUCUUUAUCUGUACAUUAGGUUUUCUCAGCUGCUUUACUGCACAGAGUAUCAAUGGAGGAAGAGCUCCAUGUUUUAGCAGUAGAUGACAAUCUCAUUGACCGUAAACUUGUGGAGAGAAUCCUCAAAAUCUCUUCUUGCAAAGUGACAACAGCAGAAAAUGGGAUCAGAGCAUUGGAGUACUUAGGCUUGGGAGAUCCACAACAGACUGAUUCACCAAGUACCAACAAUGUUAUUAAGGUGAAUCUUAUCAUAACUGAUUACUGUAUGCCAGGGAUGACAGGUUUUGAGCUGCUCAAGAUAGUAAAGCAGGAAUCGUCGAAUCUAAAGGAAGUACCUGUUGUGAUAUUGUCAUCAGAGAACAUUCCUACUCGCAUCAACAAAUGUUUUGCCAGCGGAGCUCAGAUGUUUAUGCAGAAGCCACUGAAACUAUCGGAUGUAGAGAAACUCAAGUGUCAUCUCUUAAACUGCAGAAGCUGAAUAUCUGCUCUCAUGGAAUAUUUUUUUUUAAAAAGAUUGUGUUCCUAAACAAUGACAAAGAUCGUCUUGGUCAUCUCAAAGACACUUCCUGUUAUUUAUAGAUUUGUGAAAAACCCAAUAAUGAUCUCUCUUUCUCUC
Messenger RNA from Brassica napus (rape), 1529 nucleotides. Its product is annotated as two-component response regulator ARR17. NCBI's taxonomy places the organism in Eukaryota, Viridiplantae, Streptophyta, Magnoliopsida, Brassicales, Brassicaceae. The record is from RefSeq and is a predicted model, not a curated record. The transcript has 5 exons. Bases 966 to 1391 code for a protein of 141 amino acids. Gene Ontology annotation, biological process: cytokinin-activated signaling pathway; phosphorelay signal transduction system.